Messenger RNA from Chrysochloris asiatica (Cape golden mole), 1857 nucleotides. It is a transcript of the gene ZNF668, whose product is annotated as zinc finger protein 668. The transcript is spliced from 2 exons. Lineage: Eukaryota; Metazoa; Chordata; Mammalia; Afrosoricida; Chrysochloridae. The record is from RefSeq and is a predicted model, not a curated record. Gene Ontology annotation, cellular component: nucleus. Bases 4 to 1857 code for a protein of 617 amino acids.
GUCAUGGAGGUGGAGUCUGCAGAGGUCCUGUCUCCAGCUCCGGGUUACAAGCGCUCUGGCCGCCGCUAUAAGUGCCUGUCAUGUACCAAGACGUUUCCAAAUGCACCCAGAGCAGCGCGCCAUGCUGCCACCCACGGGUCUGCUGAUUUAGGUAAAGAAGAGGUGGCUGAGGUGAAGCCAAAGCCAGAGACAGAGCCCAAGCCAGAAGAAGCCAGUGGGGACAAGGUGUCAGGUACUGCGGCUAAACCACGGCCUUACGCGUGUCCGCUGUGUCCCAAGGCCUACAAGACGGCCCCUGAAUUACGCAGCCAUGGGCGCAGCCACACGGGCGAGAAACCCUUCCCCUGCCCCGAGUGUGGCCGCCGCUUCAUGCAGCCGGUGUGUCUGCGUGUGCACCUGGCCUCCCACGCUGGCGAGUUGCCCUUCCGCUGCACACAUUGCCCCAAGGCCUAUGGCGCACUCUCCAAGCUCAAGAUCCAUCAACGUGGCCACACUGGAGAGCGGCCCUACGCCUGUACUGACUGCGGCAAAAGCUUCGCUGACCCGUCGGUGUUUCGCAAACAUCGGCGCACACAUGCAGGUCUGCGGCCCUACAGCUGUGAGCGCUGCGGCAAGGCCUACGCGGAGCUCAAGGACCUACGCAACCACGAGCGGUCCCACACCGGUGAACGCCCCUUUCUCUGCUCCGAGUGUGGAAAGAGUUUCUCCCGCUCAUCGUCGCUCACAUGUCACCAGCGCAUCCACGCAGCGCAGAAGCCCUAUCGCUGCCCGGCCUGUGGCAAAGGCUUCACCCAGCUCAGCUCCUACCAGAGCCACGAGCGCACUCACUCCGGGGAAAAACCCUUCCUGUGUCCACGGUGCGGCCGCAUGUUCUCGGACCCCUCCAGCUUCCGGCGUCACCAGCGGGCGCACGAAGGCGUGAAGCCUUACCGUUGUGAGAAGUGCGGCAAGGACUUCCGGCAGCCCGCUGACCUGGCCAUGCACCGUCGGGUGCACACGGGUGACCGGCCAUUCAAGUGCCUGCAGUGCGACAAGACGUUCGUGGCGUCCUGGGACCUUAAGCGGCAUGCGCUCGUGCACUCCGGCCAGCGACCCUUCCGCUGUGAGGAAUGUGGACGCGCCUUCGCCGAGCGGGCCAGCCUCACCAAACACAGCCGAGUGCACUCAGGGGAGCGUCCCUUCCACUGUAAUGCCUGCGGAAAAUCCUUUGUCGUAUCCUCCAGCCUGAGGAAGCAUGAGCGGACCCAUCGAAGCAGCGAGGCCGCUGGGGCGCCUGCGCAACCGGAGCUGGUAGUGGGGCUGGCGCUGCCUGUUGGAGUGGGAGGCGAGGGUUCAGCAGCACCGGGGGCUGUCACAGGGCUAGGGGACCCAUCAGCAGCAGGGCUGCUAGGGCUGACUCCAGAGUCAGGUGGGGUGAUGGCCACACAGUGGCAAGUGGUGGGCAUGACAGUAGAGCAUGUAGAGAAUGCUGGCCCUGGGGAGGUUCCUGGUCCCUUGGGAGGGGCAGGCGAGGUGGGGAGUGAGGAGGCAGACGAGAAGCCACCUCAGUUUGUGUGCCGCGAGUGCAAGGAGACCUUCUCCACGCUGACCUUACUGAGACGCCACGAACGCUCACACCCUGAGCUCAGGCCUUUUCCCUGCACGCAGUGCGGCAAGAGCUUCUCUGACAGGGCGGGGCUCCGCAAACACAGUCGCACCCACAGUUCUGUGCGCCCCUACACCUGCCCUCACUGCCCCAAGGGCUUCUUGAGUGCCAGUGACCUGCGCAAGCACGAACGUACCCAUCCUGUUGAGACCCCCACGCCCCUGGAGCCCCUUGUGGCUUUGCUAGGAAUGCCUGAAGAGGGGCCAGCUUGA